Molecule: messenger RNA, 1632 nt
Organism: Glycine soja
Lineage: Eukaryota; Viridiplantae; Streptophyta; Magnoliopsida; Fabales; Fabaceae
Product: protein IQ-DOMAIN 1-like
Exons: 7
Coding region: 459-1331 (290 amino acids)
Molecular function (GO): protein binding
Source: RefSeq, a predicted model, not a curated record
AUAUUGUCCAUGUGAAUCAUGACACAGUCAAGGGUCUCCUCACUCGUCUUCAUUCCAAAAGAUGAAAAUGUUUACCUUUUACAAAUUCGUGUUCAUAAAUAGAAAAACAGUGCCUAAAGAAAGCAACAGGGUCACCAUCAGGAUUCUGUAGUUACGGUUUGUUCUGCUGUCGUUAUAACUGUAGCCUCCGUUGUUGAAUUUCUCCAAAAUGCAACCGUGUCAUGUAAUACUACGUUACUCUCUCUGUCAGACUAAACUGCACGCCAAUGUUCAUUUUUUUUCGUUUCUUUUUCAGAUGUGGGCCUUGUGGUGUUUACAUGCGUCGGUUGAGCCUUUGAUUGAGCCAGACAGAGAUAAAAAAUCUUGUUGCCCAAGUGAGGGAAAAAGGGUUGCCUUGGACACUUCUCACCUUGUUCUCUGGGUUAUGUUAAUUUGAAAGAAGCUACUUGGCAUCAAGAAUGGGUUCAGGUGAUUGGUUUAAGACAAUAAUUAGCUCAAGAAAAUCAAAAGAAGGCACAUCAAAGAAAGUAAAGACUAAGAUUUAUACAAGAAAAAAGUCCAAUGGUUUAGCAAAUGGAAUCAAAAGCAAAAAUCUAGAGUCAGAUGGGGUAUCAGUUGAAACUAUUGCUGCAACAAGGAUCCAAACAGCAUUCCGAGCUUAUAAGGCUAGAAAAUAUUUACACCGCUUGAGAGGAUUCACAAAAUUGAAGAUCCAGACUCAAGGUUCCUCUGUUCAAAAACAAGCCGCCACAACUAUAACUUAUCUUCAUUCAUGGAGCAAGAUACAGGCUGAGAUUAGAGCUCGCCGAAUAUGUAUGGUUACAGAAGACAGAAUCAGGCGGAAGAUAAUACAUUCUCAACUAAAACUUGAGUCCAAGAUUCAUGACCUGGAGGUGGAAUGGUGUGGUGGUUCUGAAACCAAGAAGGAAAUCCUUGCAAGGUUACAUCACAGAGAAGAAGCUGCGGUCAAGCGGGAAAGAACCAUGGCAUAUGCCUUCUCUCAUCAGUGGAGGGCCAACUCUAGCCAAGGGCUAGGAAAUUAUGACCUUGGCAAAGCUAGUUGGAGUUGGAGCUGGAAGGAUCGAUGGAUUGCUACGCGCCCUUGGGAAAGCCGUGUGCCAAGUGUAACCAUUAGCCCCCCUAAAGAUCAAAAUAAGAAGCCGAACAAAGUUAAGAAGGAUAAGAAUUCAUCAACAUCAAAAAAACCAAUUUCAGUUAAAACUCCUUCAGCUAAUGCUAAAGGGACUAAAUCCUUAGGUAAUGCAAAAGGGACUACAAAAGCUAGAAGAAGAUUGUCUUACCCUGCUGCCACAGAAAAAAGCAGUGCCUGAAGGAAAGCAAUGAGUACUCAGAACAAAAGCAUGCAUAUUUUAUCAAAGUCUACAUCGUGUUAACUUUAGCAGAGUCAAAUUCAGUUUCAAGUGGUUACAGUGUGUGUGUUUAAAGAUAAAAGGCAAUCUGUUUUUCUUUAUUCACUGGAUUGCUUCCAAUUUGUGCAUAUGAAUGAGUGAAAUUCAAUGACCUUAGUGAUAGAAAAUGGACCAACAAACCUGCUUGUGUGUGUGAUUUGUUGAUUGGUUUUUAUUUCUUCAAUCUUGUAUAUUAGUGCAGUGAGGAGACAAAUUAUAGAUA